Messenger RNA from Kluyveromyces lactis, 996 nucleotides. It is a transcript of the gene MBR1, whose product is annotated as Mbr1p. The record is from RefSeq and is a predicted model, not a curated record. NCBI's taxonomy places the organism in Eukaryota, Fungi, Ascomycota, Saccharomycetes, Saccharomycetales, Saccharomycetaceae. The coding region runs from base 1 to 996 and encodes 331 amino acids. The transcript has a single exon.
AUGUUGGAUGAACGUCUGGAAUCAGAUGAAGGAGUAAAGCCUUUAGUGUGCCAUUGUGGUUGUCCCAAUGAAAGAGGCUCCAUAUUUGAGAGAUCAGUGCAGGACCCCUUUUGCUCUACUUUUUACAAUGAUGAUCAAGAACCACUCGAGAUACACAGUCGUGCAGAAGAUUCACUGUAUGAAUUGAAUCCAUUGCAGGAGGAAACGCUGUACUAUAAGAUUCCCAGUGAUAAUGAAGAAGAGUUUCAGGAGGUAGAGCUUGGAGGGAACCCAUUCCGUUCGAAUAUGAUGCGUGGAGAUACUUCUUUGAAGGGGAAAAUUGGAUCACCAUCAAAGUGUGGUUGUGUGGUAUGUUCGAACUGCCACGGGCUAAGGAAACCUAGAUCGAAAUCGUCCGCUUCUUACAAUGGAUACAGUUUCUCGCUAGAUUCAAACCCAGUCUCAAGGACAAACAGUAUAGUCAUUCCAUUGUCUAAACAACCCACAAGACAGAGCAUUGCUUCUUCUGUUGGAUGUCUAGAUACAAACAAUACCAUAAAUAAUAACAGUCUCUCUUUUGGAUCCCCAACUAAUAUCACUGACGAGGGCGCAAUAGAUCCUAAAUCUUCCAAUGGAUCAAGAUCGUCCAUUAGCUUAUCUACAAAUGCCAUUCCAACACACUUAUACAGCUUGGAGAGAUACGUAAGUUCUGAAUUGGAUUCAGCGACGGAAUCCUUCUUUGAUAAGUCAAAACAAUUGUCAGACGAAGCUUCAACUCAUGGAACAGAAGACACCGUCUCUUCAUCGUUGGCAAAAAUGUCAUUACGAACUUCACCUCAAAGUUCAAAUAGCACAAUUGCCAAUCCAAACACCUACACUAAUAGAACCAUACCAGAAAUACCGUCAGGAACUCAAUCAAUUAACCAAUAUUCAUCUUCACAUCCACCACCAUUUUUGGACGCAAGAAAAAGAAGAAAGUCUUUCAUUGAACAGGCUUUAUCAGAGAGUUUCUCAUAA